Molecule: messenger RNA, 246 nt
Organism: Rotaria sordida
Lineage: Eukaryota; Metazoa; Rotifera; Eurotatoria; Philodinida; Philodinidae
Source: the annotation of a GenBank genome assembly
AUGAAUCAACAAAUCUAUUAUAAAGAAAUAAUAGGAGUAUGUGUUGAUUCUAAAGAACAAAAAAUAAAAACAUCAAAUAAUUUAAUAAAAAAUAAUUCAACUAUUUUUAUUUAUCUUAUACAAAUGAUAAAUUCAUUAUUAGAAAAUACAUCGUUACAUUCUUCAUUAACAAUUUUCAACUAUUAUGCCAUGUAUUGUACAAAUAUGUUUAUGUACAUUACAUUUAACACUUGUUACUUAUUAUGA